Mobula hypostoma (lesser devil ray) is the source of this 1709-nucleotide messenger RNA. RefSeq names its product ladinin (gene lad1). Gene Ontology annotation, molecular function: structural molecule activity. The transcript is spliced from 12 exons. Lineage: Eukaryota; Metazoa; Chordata; Chondrichthyes; Myliobatiformes; Myliobatidae. Bases 184 to 1407 code for a protein of 407 amino acids. The record is from RefSeq and is a predicted model, not a curated record.
AGUACUAACUAGCGAAGGUGAAGGUGCACUUCACUAACUGAGUAAAUACUAUGUAGCUGUUGAGAAACAGUGAAGAAGGUUUAUUUACUCAUUGUUUGUACAUUUCUUAAACUAUAUGGAACAAUAUAAAAACUAGCGCUGGAGAUUCUUUUGACACGAAAUUAACAAACCUGAGGGUGUAAAAUGUCACUUAGUAGGAAAAAUUGGAGUGCUCUCUCCAGUCUGGCAAGGCUAAGAUCAAUGGAGGAUGAAGAAGAAUUUGAGAAAGCUCGUCGGCGCCGAACUCGAGUGACCAGUUCAUCACCAGAUAAUGAAGAUGUUCUUGAAGAGCAAUAUACAUCCGAAAACAGCUCUCAGCUAAAUGAACAAGAAGUAACGACUACACAUGCAGAAGAAUCAGAAAUUGAAGGAGAAAGCAAGAGUGAGCAAGAGAAUGAAAACAAGAAGCCAGAAAUGAAGGAGGUUCCCACCAAAACACUGGAGAAACAAACAGAGGACCAUUACAGUAGGAGACCUAGUGCAAGUAGUUUGAAGGAAAAGGAGACCAACAAUGGAGCAGCCAGCAUGCAGAAUAAUUCUAAUAUAGACAAUACUGGCCAUCAACCACCUCUCAGUCCUUUGCAUACUACACGGGCCUUUAUCAGUUUAGGAAAGGCCAAAGGAGAAAAAAGCCCAACAAAGCUGAAAAAGCAGCCCAGCCUGGAAAGUAAUGCAUGCCCUCGGGUAGAGUGUAGCAGUACAAAGGCUGAAAGUGAUUGCCACAAAUCUCAGACAAAGUCAGCAAACAUUAAAGGAAAAGAAGGAGAAGGACAUGCGAAAUUGCAGGAAGAUGCAUUCAAUCAAGAAACCAAGAGUAAUGCAAGACCACAGGAUGAGAAAUCGAGAGUACAACAGAAGAAAAAGGAAAAUAUCCCUGAUUGUUCCAGCACAGACAGCAGCCCUUUCCGUCGUUUCUCUCCAAGAGCUGCAUCAUUCAGAGUAACAAAUCCCGAGGUGAAAAGCCAAUCAUUGCAAAGAAGUGCCAGUUUAAGGAUUCCAGCCCGAUCUUCACCAGGAAAAAUUGAUGGCAUACUUGAGAAGUAUGCAAAGGCAAUUGAGAGAAGUGACAGCGUCAAAUCAAAGUCAUCCCCUUCAGAUUACCUGUCCUGGCCACUGGAAGGUGUUGCAAGCAAGCGCUGUGUGUUUGAAAAAGAAGACACACAAAAUAGCAGUUCUCGAUUUCUAAUGACCAGAAAGGAUAUUCGACCAGGUGAUGUAGCUAGUAAACGGAGCCUCUGGGAGAACAAAGCUGAUUCUGUACAAAAGUUGCAGGAUCACCAGUUUUUCAGCAAGAACGACAAUCAAAGAGUAACACAUCAAACUGAAAAAAGUUACAGAAGUGGAGUCAAGCUAAAGCAGCAAAUAUAAUUCUCUUGAAGAUGAUAAACGUCUUAACACAAGCUUGACUAAUUGAGCUAACUUCAAUAGAAAUGAUUUCCCAGAAAAUAAUAAUGUUUUAAUAAAGGGUAUUCAGCUACUUUUAAAACAGUUGUGUCAAAAAAUGCAAUUUGUUAAUUAAUUAAAAUCAAGUUCCUGUUUAAACCAUUAAGGGAGUAAAUUAGGUUCAACCUUUGUAAAGUAAGAUGCUUUAAAUUUUGCAAUUUUUAUGGUUGAGAAUACAAUAUCAUGUUCACUCCAUUUCAAUAUUUUCCUUGAAAAUAAAUGUUUAA